UUUGAGAAUAUUUCGAUAACAUUUCUAAAAUACAUUAUGAAUUAGACAUACAAAAUGAAGACCGAGGACAGAGUCAAAGCAGUUUGUGUUGAAAAGCUAUCGCUUACAUUCAGUUGUCGAACGUGUCUGAACACCGAUUCUGGCCAGCAGUUGAUUUCGAUCUUUGACGACACCGAAUGCAGUAGUAAAUUAUCUAUAAAUUUGUUCGAUCAGUUAUCGCGACUGAAACUGAAGAUUGCGAAAGACGAUGGGUAUCCGGCAAAUAUUUGCAGAAUUUGCAUGGAACGGUUGGUGGCUGUCGAUGCUUUCCGAAAGCAAUGCGAAAAGGCUCAAGAGUAUCUCGAACAUUACUUCGUGAAGCUUCCCGAAGAAGUGCCGGAAAUCAGGCCGGAUGUACUAGUCUGCUUUGCUGAAAAGUCGGAAAUUUUAAAUGACUCAAGGCAUGACGGAAAUGAGGAUAAAACCAAUAUUGAACCUGAAAGUGAAGAAUCGUCAUCGGAAUAUAGGUCGGAAAGUGAAGAAUCGUUGUCAGAAAAUGAGGAUUCCAUUCGUUCGGAAAACCCUUCUAAGGACGAAGAUAAGCUAAAAUGUCCAGUAUGUGAUAAAAUUUUCCGGUCUGCCGCCAUCAGGAAUAAUCAUUUAUUUGUGCACAGUGAAGUUAAUGCAUUCCCCUGUGAUGAAUGCGAGUUGUCCUUCAAAUGUAGGCGCUACCUUAGAAAACACAAGAAAACGGUUCACUCGGUUGGCAAUCAUGUUUGCCCUACGUGUGGAAAGAAUUUUUCCAGCACUUCCAAAUAUGAGUAUCAUCUCAAGACGCACGACACGGAAAAGAAGUAUAAAUGCCGCCACUGUGACAAGUCCUUUAUUCAGCAUACACAUAGGAAAAAUCACGAAUUGACCCACACGGCAAAACGGUCCUAUCUGUGUAACAUAUGUGGCAAAAGUUUUCGUCAUGAAUGUAGUCUUAAAACGCAUCUCAAAAAGCACGAAGGUAAUAGAAAGUAUGCUUGUGAUGUUUGCAAUAAACAAUUCGUACAGAAAGGUAGUCUAAAACUGCACCUUGCUGUCCACAAUAACGUCCAGGCUUAUCAAUGUGAACAGUGCGGUAAGAAGUUCACUCAACAAGGCACACUCGUGAAACAUCUUAUUCUACACAAUGCCGAAAAAUCGCAUCGUUGUGAAUUCUGCAACGAAUCGUUUCUGAGAAUCCGAGAUCUGAGGCGACAUAAUUUGAUGGUCCACGGCAAAACAGAUAUAAGCAUACGGUUUGAACGAUCAUUGCAAGAAAACGAAGACAACACCGGCAAGGUUCCGGUUAAGGAGGAAGAGAAUAAGCCUUCCAAAAAGCCCAAUGAUUCUCCGUACGGUUGUGAUUUGUGUAGCAGAACAUUUAAAGUGCCGUCAUCGUUGGCGAAGCAUAUCAAGGUUCACACCGAGGAGCGAAAAUUCAUCUGCCCUGAAUGCAGCAAUACUUUCAAAAAACUCGAACAUUUGAAGCUUCACAUCAACGGGGUGCAUCUAAAGCGGAAACCGUACAGCUGUGAGGUGUGUAACAAAUCAUUUGCUCGGGUGGGUGACCGGAACGUUCACACGCGUACACAUUCGGACGAGAAACCACACCAAUGCUCUUUCUGCGGAAGGGGCUUCAACUUGGCCAAGGCACUUCGGGCUCAUGUGCGGAAACAUACGGGAGAAAGGCCAUUCGUGUGCAUCAUUUGCAAUGCCGGCUUCACCUGUCACAAAACUCUUGCUUGUAGCUCACACCCGGAGGCAACACGCGGAAAAUCCACAGGUUCUCGGAAAGGUAGACGAGUUAACACAGACGGUGUUGUUUGCAACUUCAUCUGCUGUGGUAGGAGAUGGGGCCUCAACGAUGGUAACUAAAUCGGAGACUUGUUAAAAUGGUUAAAUUACAUGCGCGAAACUAUAAUGACAUACACAAGGGAUAUGUUUUUAUCCGAACGACCCUUGGAGAACAGGUCUAUAAAACUAUUGAUUGUGAGUUUCAUAUUUAAUAAUUCACUAGAAA
Molecule: messenger RNA, 2029 nt
Organism: Ochlerotatus camptorhynchus
Lineage: Eukaryota; Metazoa; Arthropoda; Insecta; Diptera; Culicidae
Product: gastrula zinc finger protein XlCGF57.1-like
Exons: 4
Coding region: 55-1884 (609 amino acids)
Biological process (GO): regulation of transcription by RNA polymerase II
Cellular component (GO): nucleus
Molecular function (GO): zinc ion binding; DNA-binding transcription factor activity, RNA polymerase II-specific
Source: RefSeq, a predicted model, not a curated record